CCUAUGAUUCAUGAAUCAACUUUCAAUAAGCAGUUUUAAGUGCACUAUGAAUUAAAUUGUCAACAAAUCCGGUUUUCCUGCAACUCGAAAACAACAUUUAACAGCCAACGAUUGCGAAAUGUGAAAAUAAAUGAAAUCGUUUGAAAAUAAGUGAAAAAAUUGUAACUUAAGUGUAAAAAAAUACAGAUUCCUUACCCAGCUUUAGUGCAUGCGUGUGUGUGUGUGUGCCCAUUUUCAGCUAACCCCUCAUACCUGCUGAGCAUUGUCGUUCCAUAAAAUUGUACAUCACUAGUAUCUAACGCAUCUUUAUGAGCUGGUUGAUUGCACUAAACCGCCAAUUAAUUGCGUGUGGGCAUUAAGAGAUUGUAACCAGAACCGGACAAGGGAUAUGUGUUGCUAUCGCGAUUUAAAUUUCAUUUAAUUGAAUUUGCUUAGUUUUGGGACUUGGGCGGGACAUAAGCAAACCUGUGAGAAAUUUCUAAACGCUUCCAUAUUAAAAUUAUAAUCAACAAUUCGUUUUUAUACCCGCUUACACAUUUUAAACAUCACUUAGUCAGAUAAACUCCAACCUCAACGCUAUUAACAUACAUACACACAUUCAUACAUACAUCAAUCACCUAUAGGCCCAACGAAAAAUGACGUUCCAACAAUUGUUGCAUUAUAAAUACCUAACGAAGGAGCAGCUCAAUGGCUUUGAUAAUUACAAGUACAGCGCACGAGAUACCUCUCCCCUCAGCGUUUAUGUUAUGCACCCAUUCUGGAAUUGGAUUGUCAAGUUCUUUCCACGCUGGCUUGCCCCAAAUGUUAUGACUUUUCUUGGCUUCCUUUGUACGGUGUUGAAUUUCCUGCUCCUAUCCUAUUAUGAUUGGAAUUUCUUCGCAAGCUCUGGUCUACCAAACACCAAACCCAUACCCUCAUGGGUGUGGCUAUGCUGUGCAAUAAAUAUAUUCUUAGCCUACACAUUGGAUGGUAUUGAUGGGAAACAGGCGCGUCGUAUUGGCUUGUCCGGCCCGCUGGGUGAACUCUUCGAUCACGGGCUGGACUCUUAUACAGCUGUGCUGAUACCUACAUGUCUGUAUAGCAUUUUCGGACGCAGUCCUGUUUACUCAGUGGCACCCAUACGCAUGUACUAUGUAUGUUGGAUGGUGUUUUUGAAUUUCUACAUUUCUCACUGGGAAAAGUAUAAUACGGGCGUACUGUAUCUACCAUGGGGCUAUGAUUUGAGCAUGUGGGGAUCCACUGCUAUGUAUCUGUUGACGUGGUGGUUCGGUUUUGAUUUUUGGCAACGCGCGCUACCAUUGGGCAUCACUUUGGGACAUAUGAUGGAAUUCGUUUUGCAUUUUAGCGCGAUGGCCAAUACACCGAUGGUGGCCAUAAAUGUAUACAACUCAUAUGUGCAGCGCACUGGCAAAAUGCGUGGUUUCAAGGAAGCGAUCCGACCAAUAUGGCCUCUCUUGUCGUUCAUUAUCAUAAUGCUGUUGUGGCCAAUUAUCUCGCCAAACGACAUAAUGGAAAAGGACCCACGCAUAAUGUUCAUGCUGAGUGGCACAAUUUUUUCGAACGUUAGUUGUCGUCUGAUCGUGGCGCAAAUGUCCAAUACACGCUGUGAAUGCUUUCAUUAUAUGACUCCCAUUUUUCUGAUCUUCGUUGGAAUCGGCUUAUGGAUACCGCUGCUCGAACGCCCAAUGCUCUAUAUGCUGUUCAUCGUUACAACACUAACACAUUGGCAUUACGGCACAAACGUGGUAAAUGAAAUGUGCGAGCACUUCAAUCGUAUCUGCUUUAGUGUGAAUAUGCGCGAACGAGCGGUACGCAAUGCCAAUGCGACAGAUAGUGAAGAUGUGCGUUUGCGUGAUAUGGAGAAGACCGACUAAGAAAAGAACACAACCAAAAAAAAAACAAAAA
Anastrepha obliqua is the source of this 1905-nucleotide messenger RNA. Its product is annotated as ethanolaminephosphotransferase 1. The record is from RefSeq and is a predicted model, not a curated record. Gene Ontology annotation, cellular component: Golgi apparatus; endoplasmic reticulum membrane. Lineage: Eukaryota; Metazoa; Arthropoda; Insecta; Diptera; Tephritidae. The transcript has 6 exons. Gene Ontology annotation, biological process: phosphatidylethanolamine biosynthetic process. Gene Ontology annotation, molecular function: ethanolaminephosphotransferase activity. Bases 636 to 1874 code for a protein of 412 amino acids.